CGCCCCGCCCCUGCGGAGCCGUGCCAGCGUAGUUCCGGGUGAGCCAGCCCAGACCGCGCGUGCGCCGUUGUGGCUGAUGCUGUGGCUGUGCGGCGAUGGAACCCUGCGAGCUGCAGAACGAACUAGUGUCAGCCGAGGGCCGGAACCGGAAGGCGGUGCUGUGCCAGCGUUGCGGCUCUCGGGUGCUGCAGCCAGGAACUGCUCUCUUCUCUCGCCGGCAGCUUUUCCUCCCCUCCAUGAGAAAGAAGCCAGACCUGGCCGACGGCAGCAAUCCUGAUGGCGAUCUCCUCCAGGAACACUGGCUGGUUAAUGACAUGUUCACCUUUGAGAACGUGGGCUUCACCAAGGACGUGGGCAACAUCAAGUUUCUGGUCUGUGCAGACUGUGAGAUUGGACCCAUCGGCUGGCAUUGCCUAGAUGACAAGAACAGCUUCUAUGUGGCCUUGGAACGAGUUUCCCACGAGUAACUGAGGGGAUCGGGACUUGGCUCCACCCUAGCUAUAAAGCUCUCCCCACAAGAACCAACACUGGACCUGAUGCGUCAGCUGUGCUGCCAGACUUCUUGGUACUAAUCUAAAUGGUGUUUGCCCUUGAACCUGCAAAGGGCUGGUCCUGCUUCCGUCGGGCCUCAGAACAUGCCUGCCACUUAGUCCUCUCUAUCACAGCGUGUCCUGAAGCCCUUUCCCCUGUUUGGAACAUGGAAGAACAUGCAACUACUCUACCAGUGCAGUCUGGUCCCUGGCACUCCGCCGCCACACCGUGACCCAGGCUCUCUUCUCAACAAGAACAGCAUUUGUCUUUUUAGCCAUGAUGACAGGAAGUCCGAUGCUCCCUCAGUAAUAGUUGAAACUCCACUUUUUCUCAUUCUAGAAGCCAAGUGUAAUAGGGUACACAUCUGUAAUCCUCGAUCUUGGGAGGUAGAGGCAGGAAGGUCAGGAGUUCAAGGCCAGAUUCAGCUACAUAGCCUGGGCCAGGUGAGAGUUGUCUCAAAAAAACAUAAAGCAUACACGUAUUUAAGAGUAACUUCAUUGUAUGUGACCUACUUAUCCACAGUAAUUUAUUCUUUUUAAAAGUAAAACAUUUACAAAUGUCAGUAUUUAAACCUAUUCAGAAACACGUUUUUCAGUACUGUGCUUGUGAGACUUUCUUCUGGGUUGACAGUGGCAUUUUACAGUGAAGAUGAGCAUGACCCUUCUCCCCUCAGAUCUCAUCAGGUUUCUCUUUUUAUUAGCUCCUUGCUACUGCAGUCUGUGUUGUCAACCCUAAGGGAAACUCGGCCAUAGCUAUGUAGCAGGCUCUCUUGGAAUCAGAGUAGAGAGUGUAGGAUAGACAAGAGGUAGGCCUUGGCCAGAUCAUACCUGGGUUAUUAGGAAAGACUUUUUUAAUGGUGGCUCUGCCACCUUUCAUUAAAUAUAGGUUUUGGGAUCCUCAGGAUGUUGGUUCACUUGGACUGUCUAUACCGACCCAGAAUGCAAACCUUUUCCACAGAGAUUCCUACCGUUACAGACUUGGUGUCACCUUUUCUUAUUAGCCAACUUAAAUCUUCAACAUGAUUCCCAGUUACUUUGUCAUUUCUCUUCCAGAGUGAUUCAGUCAGUAGCUUAAAAGGACUCUGUAUAAAUGGGUUCAAAUACUUUGUCAUCAUCCCUUCCUCUGGGGGCCUGAAUUGAGAUAAGUAGAGACCUCAUUAUUCCUCAUAAUGCUAGUGCUUAGAAAGGGAGGGCAGAUCAAGAGUUCAAGGUCAGCCUCAGUUAUGUAUCGAAUUCAAGGCCAGCCUGUACACCAUGAGAUUUUGCUUCAAAUGAACAAACAAACACACACACACACACACACACACGUAGGAAUUGGAGAAAUGACUCACAGUUAAGAAUGUUUGAUGCUCUUUCAGAGGACCUGAGUUCAAUACCUAACACCCUCAUGGAAGGUUCACAGGUGCCUGAACUCCAGUUCAAGGAGGUCUGCACCUUCUGGUUCCUGCAGUUGCCUGCACCAAUGUGGCGCACAUACAGACAAGCAGGCACACACAUACAAAUAAGUAAAUAAAAAUUUUACAGAUUAAACAAAAGUUUCUUCCUUGGCAUCUGUUUUCUGGGUGUUCUUUCCUCACUGAAGCUUUUAAGGGCUCCCUCUUAAAGUCCCUUUUAACCUUGUCUUGGGCAUAGUUGUACUGGCACCCUGCUCAAUUCCUCCCCCAGAGUCUGAAUCGGCUCUAAGUGGCAAAGGAGAGACCACAUUUUCCAGACAAAUAAGCACUUGCAGUGUGGCAUUUGCAGGAGGGCAGCUGAGACGGCCCGCCUGUCAGAAGGAAUGACACAGAAGUCUCUAGGGACACGUGACCACUCACUUCACAAUUCAAGGACCUGAACUAAACUAGGCUUUUAAUUCUGCCUCCUUUUAAAAUCACAGAGAUGAUACAUAGUUGUUAUAAGAAUCAGUAUGAGGUUUUAAUUAACUCACAGUUCCAUUGGCCAGAGCUUGCCAGUGGUAAUGUGUAUAGCCUCAGUGUCUUUCUAUAUGUAUAUGCAAAUAGAGUUUUCAAAGCAAACAUGAGAUCAUACUGUACUCUUUUAUAACUUGUUUUCUGCUUAACAGAAUAGGGACCGUCCUCCUUGUCAGUACUCCCAGCCGUGCACACUAUUGAUAGUGUCCCAUGGUGGUGCUGGCUGAUGCUGUCAACCAUCCCCUGUUGUGUUGCCUGUAGUUGCUCAUAACAAUGACAUAGCAACAAGGGUACUUAACUGUGCAUCUCUGCCUGUAGUUCCUUGGCUUUUGUCACAGAAGCAGAAUCGAGGGCUAAGCACGCUGUCAUAGCUUUGCCUAUGGACACAUUCUUCAAAGCGAACUGGCCAGUAUCGCCCCCGCCCCCCCUGCAGCAGAGUGAGAGAGUGUUCAUUUUCUGCCGGUAUUUUUUUAUCAUUAAAUAGCCACUUUCACUUUUUAAAGUGUCUUUUGUUUUAUGUGCACUUCUGGUAAAAAAAAAAAAAUUCUAUUCCUGCUGGCCACAUUCUUUGUUUGUUUGUUUGUUUGCAGGGUGAUGGUGGGGAAAAGUGGUUUGAGGCGGAUUCCUCCAUCGUAGGCUUGGCCAACUUGGAACUUACUGUAUAGACCAAGCUGGCCUCGAACUCCGCUUGUGUCCUUUUUUGAGAACUGCCAAACAUUGUUGACCCAGUGACCAAAAAAAAAAAAACAAAAAACCUUAACUGUUCUGUCAUUUCAGUUUGAUGUGAAUGAAAUAAAGUCAUUUUAACAGUGAGGUUGGAGUCCUGUCUGUCCUUGGGCAGAGUACAUACAUACUUUGUGAGCAGAGGAAAGUGCUUC
Molecule: messenger RNA, 3318 nt
Organism: Arvicanthis niloticus (Nile rat)
Lineage: Eukaryota; Metazoa; Chordata; Mammalia; Rodentia; Muridae
Gene: Rabif
Product: RAB interacting factor
Biological process (GO): post-Golgi vesicle-mediated transport; small GTPase-mediated signal transduction
Cellular component (GO): cytosol; membrane
Molecular function (GO): guanyl-nucleotide exchange factor activity; zinc ion binding
Source: RefSeq, a predicted model, not a curated record